Cercopithifilaria johnstoni is the source of this 372-nucleotide messenger RNA. Lineage: Eukaryota; Metazoa; Nematoda; Chromadorea; Rhabditida; Onchocercidae. The record is from the annotation of a GenBank genome assembly.
AUGAAACCUUUACGAAGGUUCUUGAUCGCUUCACUCUCAUUGGGAGGUUUGGGCAUUGUAGGCAGUUUGAAUGCUUUAGUUCUCCAAUGCCUGCGAUUCAUAUAUCAAGAUAUGGCCCGUUUAACUGCAGAUCUUCCUUUCGAUAUCCAGAAUUUUCGCCUCAAUUCGCAAAAAGUACCAAUGCACCUUUUCAGUACUUUCCUAUUGGUCAAUUGCGCUGCUUUCGUUGCGCAAGCAUCACAGAUGAGAAAGAUGGAGCCAGGACCACCAGGACCGGAUGGACCUGAUGGAGAAGAGGGACCUGAAGGACCGAGGGGAAUAAAAGAGGGACCACGAGGUAUCGAAGGACCAAUGGGUGGUGCUGCUGGUUAG